AUGUCGACUUCAGUUCGCGGAUGGAUCCCCCUUUCCUACCGCGGGAUACGCUACAUCGACGGAGGCUUUAGCGACAACCUGCCCGUACUCGACGACAACACCGUCACCGUCAGCCCCUUCUGCGGCGAGUCUGACAUUUGCCCUCGGGACGAUAAUGCCCAUUUCAUGCAGUCCCUCCUGUGCUCGUGCUUCAUCCCUGGCGUGAGCGGGUGGCUGCCCCCCUCCGUGCGCGGCGUCCGCUACGUGGAUGGCUUCUGCAGCGACAACCUCCCCCGCCUCGACCACCGCACCGUCUCCGUCAGCCCCUUCGCCGGCGGAGCGCAUAUCUGCCCGCACGACCGGCCCGAGCUGCUUUUUUCGAAAAAAAACAAAAAAAAAAAAACAACCCACACACACCCGCAGGCCCUCCUAUGCUCCGCCUUCAUCCCGGGCUUCAGCGGGUGGGCGUGUCCCAAAGUGGGCGGAGUCAGGUACAUCGACGGAGGCUUCACGGACAACCUGCCGGAGGUGGACGCCCACACGGUGACGGUGGCGCCCUUCUGCGGCGAGGCGGACAUCUGCCCCAAGGACAACACGGCCGGGCUCAUCACGGUCAGUCUUGCGAACACCAGCAUAGAACUGAGCAAGGAGAACCUUUAUCGGUUUGCUCGCAUCCUCUUUCCUCCUCCUCCUGAGGUGCUGAGCAAGAUGUGUCAACAGGGAUUCAACGAUGCUCUCGAUUUCUUGCAACGGAACAACCUCAUUAAUUGCACACGAUGCCUGGCAGUUCAGUCUCGAUUCAACCUGACGGAAACUCACGAAGACACGCACCUAAGCCUCCACGAAAUGGACUGUCUCGACUGCAGCAGACAACGGAAUGAGGCCAUCCUCGACCAACUCCCCGAGGCCGUGGGCUGCAUACUCCAGGACGCGAUCAACAAGGCCAACCAAGGACUGAUGAACUGGGUCUUCAAGCACAGGUCCAUGAAGCUGCUCUCCGUCCUCACGCUGCCCUACAUCCUGCCCAUAGACAUUGCAUACGCGGCAUUCCUCAAGUUCAUGAGUUCGACCCCCAGUGCAAGCGACCUCAAGACCCUAGGCAAACAGAUUGUUGACCUUGUGCAGGCCCUCAUGCAGUCCACCACCAAGUCGAGCCUAUACCAUCACCACCACCACCACGACAGCAAGUUCUCCUGCCAGCUGGCUAUUACCGAGUUCUCUGGCGACACAGAGCUCCACAAUCGUCACAACUUCGACUUUACGCUGGAUCUUGAUGACUUGGAAGGGGUUCCAGAGAGCCACAAGGAUGCGAUGGUUCUGGAGUCGGAGGCCCUGUCGCAGGUGGCCCUCCGCUGCGCCGUACGAUCCAUGUCGCGUCCCGGCUCCCGCAUGGCCUCUCGUGCUGCGUCCAGGGCUGUGUCAAGGGCUGUGUCGCGCCGUCCAUCUGUCAACGACCUCACAAAUCCAGAAGAGCUGGAGACUGCCUUACCCGUUACGACCUCUGUCAUGAGCGAUGAUGCCUUCGAGCAGAUUCUCGAUGUGACGACACACCAGGAGGCUCUCAUGGCCUACUAUUACCUUGAUGAUAAUAAUGAGGUUCGUGUCACGGAGAUCUUUGACAUGACGGAGACAGAUGGUGGUAAUGGAGGGGGACCUCACGAUGACAGCUAUGGGGGUAUUGAAAUUGACUCCGAGACGUGGCACUCUGAAGGGCACUGGUCGCAGAGGAGUCGGACGGACUCAUUGGGUUCCGAGGGCUAUCAUGAGGGAGGUCUAAGCAUGUCAAUCCCUUCAGACACGGAAUCGGAACACGGGCACAGGGUCAUGAGACAGCCCGAGUCUGAGCAGAUCUACUCCUCGUCCCCUAAACGCCGACCAUCUUAUGCCAUCAUCGAAUGAGAUAGUGGCAUAAAAUCAGAAUUGUCCUCGCCUGGGUAAUUUCAUACCCAAGCUCUCUUUAACUGGCCACUCAGCUGUCCAGUUAGUAGGUGGUUCUCGCAUCUGGCCAUUCAUUCUUCCGUCUGUUUUAUCAUCCAUUCGUUCAGUUGUUUGGUUGAUUGGUCCUUCUCGCACUGCGGUAUUCUCUGCUUUAGUGGUUCUCUCAUUCGUUCAUUCAGUCAUUUGGUUGUUUGGUCAUUCUGUCGUUUUGUGAGAACCCUCUUUAUCUUCCUUGAGACUCCCAUGACUGCCAAAUGUGUGUUUGCUGUGUGUAUAUGUACAUAUGUCUUGCUAUUAGAUUUUUUAUCCUUAGAAUCGACCUUUUAGGAAGGUUAAGGCUAAUCACUAUUUUUUUCCCUUAAUGUAUAUUAUAUAAAGAUGUUGGAGAAUAAUCCAUUGUAUAUUGUAUUUUGUAUACAUUUCUCACUUUCUGUAAAUAUUGUACAAGAGAAUGAUUCAAAUUAGGGUUACAGGUGUGUAGAUAUGUAUCGAUCUUUUAUUCUACUUUCUUAUUUGUUUUAGAAGAUAUUUUCAAGCUUUGUCAGAUUCUAGGAACUAUAUAUAAUAUGGGUAAAGAUUUGAGUUUUCAUUUUUAUUUCUAUUCAUAUAUUUUUUUCAAUUAUCUGUAUUUUUUCCCCCUUUUAGCCAAGGGGAAAGAAGUUGCUGGUUUAGAGUUCUUGAGAUUAAAAAGAAAUAUAUAUUCUUGCUUCUAAUCUUUUGCAUUUGUAAUUGCCACGAAACUGUAUUUUGAUUUAUACUCAUUUUCACUCGAAUGCCAGAUUCUUUACACCUUCUGAAUACUUCUUUGUCUCGUUUUUUUAUUUAUUGAUUUCUCUUAAUCUUCUGCCUAAAAGUGCUUUGAUAUCCAGUGAAACAAGUUGCUCGCCAGAAUGGAGAGAAAUAAUACGGAAAAUCGACUUAAAUUUCAGACCACCUGAAAUAUUAUAAAGGCUUAGAAAAAUGACAUCAAAUGUUAAACGUAUAUUGCACUUGAAAUAUUAUAAAGGCUUAGAAAAAUGACAUCAAAUGUUAAACGUAUAUUGCACUUGAAAUAUUAUAAAGGCUUAGAAAAAUGACAUCAAAUGUUAAACGUAUAUUGCACUUGGUCGUCGUGAUAGGGUUAAGAGGGGACCGAUGAGAAUUAGGGUCAAAUAUCAAGAUAUCCAGGACAUGGCUUUUAUAUCGGAUCAUUUCCUUUGGUCUCUUC
This is a messenger RNA of Penaeus chinensis, 3124 nucleotides long. RefSeq names its product patanin-like phospholipase domain-containing protein atgl-1. The transcript is spliced from 13 exons. The coding region runs from base 1 to 1878 and encodes 625 amino acids. Gene Ontology annotation, biological process: triglyceride catabolic process; lipid homeostasis. Gene Ontology annotation, cellular component: membrane; cytoplasm; lipid droplet. Gene Ontology annotation, molecular function: triacylglycerol lipase activity. The record is from RefSeq and is a predicted model, not a curated record. NCBI's taxonomy places the organism in Eukaryota, Metazoa, Arthropoda, Malacostraca, Decapoda, Penaeidae.